Molecule: messenger RNA, 2654 nt
Organism: Mercurialis annua (annual mercury)
Lineage: Eukaryota; Viridiplantae; Streptophyta; Magnoliopsida; Malpighiales; Euphorbiaceae
Product: MND1-interacting protein 1-like
Exons: 2
Coding region: 162-2360 (732 amino acids)
Source: RefSeq, a predicted model, not a curated record
AAGUAAUACGAAAGUGUUGCAGCCGUAGCCAAACAUUUAAAACGCGGAUGUGAAUUGUGACGAUACCCUCUCCAUACUCUCUUCUUCUCCCAAUUUGUAAGUUGUUUCUCCCAAUUUUCAUUUCUCGCAUUCAAAUUUAUAUAAAUCCGUCUCUCUAAUACAUGGGCUGCACUGUGAGAGACAAGCACAUCCGUACAACCCGGCGGGCUCGAUCAGCCAAGCUUGAAUUCGAUCCCGACUCACCCUUCUCCAAAUCCAUACUCCAAUCGGCUCUCAAACCCUUCCCUCAAGGUAAUCUUCAUCCUAACCCUAACCCUAAUCUUGAUGACAAUAAUGCCUGGGGUUACUGUACUGAGGAACAAUUAGAAGAAAUUUUAUUGAAAAACCUUGAGUUUUUGUAUAAGGAAGCUAUUUCUAAGCUGGUUUCAUUGGGUUAUGAUGACGAUACUUCUUUGAAAGCGAUUUUGCGUAAUGGGCAUUGCUAUGGCGGUAUGGAUGUUUUAACUAAUAUACUGCAUAACUCUUUGGCUUAUUUGAGUAGUAAUUGUACCGGAAGUAAUGCGAAUUUGGAUGAAUCUGAGCCUGUUUUUAAUGAUUUAAGGCAGCUCGAGGAGUAUUCUCUUACGGCUAUGGUUUGUUUGUUGCAACAAGUUAGGCCCCAUUUGAGUAAAGGUGAUGCUAUGUGGUGUUUAUUAAUGAGUGAUCUUCAUGUAGGGAGAGCCAGUACUAUUGAAAUUCCCAUGGCGAAUGGGAAUACGAAUACUACUACUGCUACUACAAUGCAGAGCUGUCUGGAGACUGUUGGUAGCAAUGGUGUUGAUAAUGGGGUUGGUGUGGUGGCACCAGCAUUGUGCCGUUUCCAUGGUGGGUGGGGGUUUGGUAAUGGCGGAGGAUCAGAGUUUGCCGUUAAUGGGUUUUUCUCGUAUAGUGCAGAGAUGACUUUGCCGAAGGACGUAGAUUGUCCUAAGAGGUUUAACCUUUCUCCUUCGAUGAAGUCUUUAUUGAAGAGGAAUGUUGCCAUGUUUGCUGCUGGUUUUAGGGCUAAUACGAAACAGACACAGAUGCAAUCUCAGGCUCAACCUGAGUCUGGUGUGGGUAUUUUAUCAGGUGGGGAUGUAACAUUGGCUGCACAAAAGAGCGAGAUUCCAGUUGAGAAGGGCGACGAGUCGGAAAAAUCUAAAACCCAAGAUGGGGUUAGUUCGGUGUGGAAUAAGUUUCAAGAUGGGAUUUGUUCCGUGUUGAAUAAGUUUAGUGAAUUGAAUCUUGAUGAGAAUUUGGAACAUGCUGGAGAAGAUCAAAAGGAUGAGAUGAUAGUUAAUCUUCUUCACCAGAUUAAGGAUUUGGAGAGACAAGUAAAGGAGCGAAAGGAGUGGGCGCAUCAGAAAGCAAUGCAAGCUGCAAGAAAGCUUAGUGGUGAUUUAACCGAGCUUAAAAUGUUGAGAAUGGAGAGGGAGGAGACACAACGAUUAAAAAAGGGGAAACAGACUCUAGAGGAUUCAACAAUGAAGAGGCUAUCAGAGAUGGAGAAUGCUUUGAGGAAGGCAAGUGGUCAAGUAGAUCGGGCAAAUGCAGCUGUAAGACGGCUUGAGACCGAGAAUGCGGAAAUCAGAGCGGAGAUGGAGGCUUCUAAGUUAAGUUCAUCAGAGUCAGCUUCAACUUGUAUGGAGGCUGCAAGAAGGGAGAAGAGGUGCCUGAAGAAGCUUUUGGCUUGGGAGAAACAGAAAACUAAGUUGCAGGUUGACAUUGUAGAUGAGAAAGAGAAGAUCAAGGAGACGCAGAGAUGUUUGGCUAUGGUUGAGCAGGCUCAGAAGGAAGCUGAGGUGCGCCAUGUUCAUCUUUUGGCUAAAUGGAGGCAGGAAUUGAAGAUGAAAGAGCAAGCUUUAUCCCAGGUAGAGGAGGAACGUCGCUCAAAGGAAGCAGCUGAGGCCAAUAAUAAAAGAAAUCUUGAGGCUUUGCGCCUCAAGAUAGAGAUAGACUUCCAGCGUCACAAAGAUGAUCUUCAGAGACUUGAGCAGGAGCUUGCACGAUUAAAAGCAUCAUCAGAGUCUCCUGAAUUGAAUCAUCAAUUAAAUGCUUUACCCUUACGAAAGCCUGAGAAGACAAAGCCACAAGGAGAAACAAUUGCUAGACUGCUUCAUGAAUUAGAUAGACUCGAGGAUUCAUCUAAUAGAGGAGGCAGCUGUGAUAGAGAUUGCAUAAUUUGUAUGAAAGAUGAAGUUUCAGUUGUUUUUCUUCCAUGUGCUCACCAAGUUAUGUGUGCCAAUUGCAGUGAUAAUUAUGGGAAGAAAGGAAAAGCCAUGUGUCCAUGCUGCCGGGUUCCAAUUGAGCAGCGUAUCCGUGUUUUUGGUGCAAGUUCAUAAGAGCAAACGACAUGAAGAUUUCGUGUUUGCGUUCCGGGUAAUGCUUCAUAUUUUAAAUUUUACUGCAGUCAAUUGCCUUGAAUCAUAUGCUUACAGCACAAUGAGGAUGUAAGUAAAUAAGAUGAGAGAGCUUGUUUUUUAGGCUCAUGCUUUUACAUAUACUUUGCCUUGAACAUACUGCUGGUCUUCUGCAAGAUGUGGAUGUAUUAAAAUAAGACCUUAGCUUUCUGCAAGUCAAGGCUCAUUGUUUUAUCUUAAAACAAGUGAAAUGUCUGUUUCACCUCUUCUUUUUUA